Messenger RNA from Aplysia californica (California sea hare), 4111 nucleotides. RefSeq names its product serine/arginine repetitive matrix protein 1. Gene Ontology annotation, cellular component: spliceosomal complex. Gene Ontology annotation, molecular function: RNA binding. The coding region runs from base 860 to 3814 and encodes 984 amino acids. Lineage: Eukaryota; Metazoa; Mollusca; Gastropoda; Aplysiida; Aplysiidae. The transcript is spliced from 13 exons. Gene Ontology annotation, biological process: regulation of mRNA splicing, via spliceosome; mRNA processing. The record is from RefSeq and is a predicted model, not a curated record.
GGGGGGGGGGGGGGGGGUUCUUGCUGAAAGUGAUAUAGAAGCAAUCAGUCCCUUCAGUAAAUGUUGGUCUUGUUUGUGCUGCCAAAGUCUUUAACACCAGUGGAAGAGCUGAGAGUCUUGUGAAACUGCUUAGAGGAAAUGGGAUUAUUAUUAUUUUGUCCAUUAUGUAUAAUAAGUGUAAAUAUUUUUCCGAGACCGCAGGGGUUUUUCUUUUCUAGUAGUGGGGAUUGGCUUUUAUGUAAUGUGUCACCAUUCUGUAUCUGUCUGUCUCGUCCUAUUCAUGUGUACUUACUGUUUUUUUCCUUCUUUAGCUGGUUUAUUUCUCGCCACCCUUUCUCUUUCUCUGGCUGUGACUAUAUUGCAGAAAGCAGGAUUAACAAGUUGUCUUAGUUGACAUUGUUUAUUUAAGUCGAAGAAUAUCGUCCCUGAAGAUCGGAACUGGAGAUACUCGUAAAAUGUGUGCUGAGGAAUGCAGGAGGGCGCAGAAGACUGCUGGUCCUGCGUGUGCUGACCGCUCUCAUCCGAGAGAGAGAGAGAGAGAGAGAGACCAGUUUUGAUGAUGUACAACACAUGCUUGAUUUCCUUUUUAAUCUUCUACCUCAAGAUUGUGGGUUUUUUUACUUUAAAGAGUUUGUAUCCCUUUUUACUCCUGGUAAAUGAUUUUUGAAGUAUCAGUUUUCUCUAAAUCGUUUGAUGAUAUGGAUGCCUUAAGUUGAUUAUGAGGAAGGAUUCUUGGAUAUUUAUUAUGUGUUUGUGAAAAUCAAAAAGGCUGUUUUGUGUAAAAACAACAAAAAUUGUGAAUGCAUCUCUGUUGUGUGUGAGUUUGAGAGUGUUUCCCGUUCCAGUGCUUGUGUUACUGAUGGGGCAAAUCUUUUUUUCAGAGGAAAACACAGACUUUUCACACCCUAAUGCCAAGGAGAUGCAGAUCAACCUGACGGGUUUCCUCAACGGUAAGAACGCCAGGACGUUCCUCAGCGAGCUGUGGGAGCAUCUGUGCAGUGCCCAGGAGAACGUCACUGGCAUCCCCAAUCAGUUCCUGGAACAGAAAAAGAACGAGAUCAAACAGAGACAGGAAGAACAGGAGCGAAUACAAGAGGCUCUGAAGGAGAAGGAGGAACAAAUCAAAGAGCAGCUGGCUAAAGAGAGGAGAGAGUUGGAGAAACAGCUGGAGAAAGAAAGACUUGAGGCUGAGAAAAAAAGUGUAAACGGCACAAGUGAAAAGGAAGAAGUGAAAGAUGGGAAACCAGUGGCAGAAGAAGGGGAUAGCGCAGCUGGUGCCAAAGUGGACGAGGCUGAGAUGAAGAAAGAGCCUGCCGAUGAGAAUGAACAAAAUCAGUCUACAGAUGUCAUAAAAGAAGAGAAGGCUGAAAAAGACAAGGCAUCUCCACACAAAGAGAAAACCCGAGACAGAACCCCUGAGAAGAAGAGAGACAGGUUCAGGAGGUCGCGGACUCCAGACAGGCGUCGCAAAGGAAGGUCCAGGUCACCUGACAGGCGAGAUCCUCCUGGGAAAGUAAGGUCUGGGUUUGGUCGCAGCCGGUACUCACCCGCUCCGGGAAGGAGAAGAUCUAGGUCACCUCGAAGGUCGCGGUCUCCAAGACGACGGUCUCCGUCUCCUCGCCGCAGGUCACCUCCAGGCAGACGCAGGAGUCCGAUCAGGCGAUCACCUUCUCCACCACCCAGGAGGAAGUCAAGGUCCCCUCGUCGCAGCUCAGACAGAAAGAAAAAACCUCCUCCCAGAUCAAGCUCAGAGGACAGUUCCACUUCUUCAGAAGGUGAUGAGAAACCACGGGGAAGAUCAAAGGGAGGAAAUGACGAUGGAUCUUCUCCAGAGAAGAGUGGUGUCCAGAACAGACGCAAUUACCGAAAACAUGAUGAAGGGAGUGGGAACGAAUCAUCUUCAUCGUCGGGAGGUUCCUCAGACGACGAUCGCCUGUCACCUCCACCUGUCAAUGGUCGGAGAAGAGAAAGGGAAAGGCGCAGAACUCCGUCACCAUUUGUCCGGCGGCAUAGGACACCAGACGGAAGACGCCGCAGCCCUCCCAGGCGGUUUUCUCCAGUGCGCAGAAGGAGAAGUCCAUCACCACGACGCCGUUCACCUCCCAGAUUUUCUCCUCCAAGGCGCCGAGGCGGCAGCCCUCCCCGCAGACGAAGUCCGUCCCCACCUCCUCGACGCCGUAUGUCCAGCUCACCAGGAAGACAGUUGUCUCCCCUGCCUCGCAAGGGUCGCAAGUAUUCCUCCCGGACGCCCUCCCCUCCCCCCAGAAAGCGGCGCCACUCCCCAGCGUCUGUUUCUCCCCCUCCCGUGAAGUCCAAGAAGAAACCGUCUCCUUCUGGAUCGGACUCGGAAGACGACGCAAGUUCCUCCGGCUCUGAGCGAGAACCGACGCCGCCUGGCACAGACCGGCCAGCCUCCAAGGGGAAAGAGGGGAGAAGGGGGCAUCCUCCCAAGGGGCCCGCACCCAAAAGUGCAACGUCGAAGAAGAAAGAAGAGGAAGAAGAAGACGAAUCCUCCUCGUCCGACUCUGACAGUGAAGACGAGUCUGAGGAGGAGUCUGGCACUCCCCCACCUCCCCCUAAGAAGAAGCAGAAGGCCGCCUCACCUCCUCCCCAACAGAGGAAGAGGACGGCCUCGCCUGCAGAUGGUGCUGGCAAAAGGCCGACCAGGCGGUCCCGCUCACCAGACAAGUCUCGGAGAACGUCGGAUCAGAGCCCGGGUAGAGGCAGCAAGUCCCGCAGCAGCAGAUUGUCUCCCCCUCCGCGCCGCAGCAGGAAGGACACAGAAUCGUCUUAUGACGGUGAACCUCCGAGGAAGGAGAAAGACAAACAGCGGGUGAGCGAGUCGCCGCGUGCGAGGAAGGAGAAGCAGACCAGAUCGCCUUCGCCGAGACCCAGGUCCGCGAGAAAGUCCCGGUCUCCGGUCUCAAGGAGAAACCCUUCCCCUCCCCCCACCAACAAAAAGUCUUCAUCGUCGGGCCGGCGCAGUCCCUUGGGGCCGGAGAAACCAACCCGCCCCCCACCCGCCCACUCAGGCAGCAGCAGCGGCAGCGAGGAUAGCUCGGACAAUGAAGAUGAAGCUCCUAAAAUGGGAGCCAGCUCCUCCGGCAAGAUGGCUCCAUCCCGCAGCAAGUGGAGCCGGAGCCCCAGCCCGGGCCCGGCUAAGAAGCGAGGGAGAGAUUCCCCACGCAGCCCCACCCCACGCUCACGUCUGCCCCCAGCAGCGUCCUCUGACGACCACCGGUCCCCCGAUGGUCAGGACAGAAACCGUCGUACCGGUAGUCCCGGCAGCCCGGCCGGUGGUCGCAGUCGGCCAAAGGCGAGAGACGGGCGGGACGAGGGGAAAAACCCGGACAGGCCUUCUCGAGAUUCCAGGGAGUCGCGGAGAAGAAAGUCGGUCAGUCCCGGGCGGGAUGGGAAGGAGGGAAAAGAGCAACAGCGGUCGGAGGGUAGGAAGGAUGCUCAGAGCAAGAUGCGGGACAGAGGGGAUGAAUCUCCUGCCCGGCCCGUGAGGAAGAGCAAAGAGAAACCAGUGCAGUCAGGCAGUAACAGUGACUCGGAGUCUGAUUCUGAGGGAUCCAAGAAAAAGAAAAAGAAGAAGGACAAGAAACACAAGAAGCACAGGAAACACAAGAAACAUAAGCACAGGAAGGAAGGAGGAGACUUUGAGAGCAAUGAGAAGGGUGAAGACCUGGAGCGCCGUCUGAGGGAGAAAGCGUUGCAGUCGAUGAGGGCCAAGGUAGCCCCACCUAGCACAGGCAGCAAGUCCAGCGACAGUGACAGCAGCAGCGGCUCAGAGUCCUCGGCGAAAGCCUGAUCUGUCGUUUCCACAGGUCACGGUCAUAACACACUUGCCAAAGUCAAUUUUUGUUUGUUUGAGAAAACUUAAAUAAAACAGUGUUUCCCUUAAAGUCAACCCUAUGACUUGAGCCAAAGGGGAAAUGUCUCAGUAAUUGGGUGUUGAAGUUCACCAUACAAAACCCUGCUAUGUAGAGUAUGUUAGAAAGGUAACAAGCAUUACUUUAUCAUCUCAGUAACUAGUGGGUGGUUGGUGGUUGCUCUGUUCCUUCAUUCCUAUCUAAUAGCUUUUGUCUUCAUCUCUCCUCCUUUAUUU